CUGCGGGGCUCGUGUUCGGCGGCGGGGACAGUCAAAGUGGCUCCCAUAGGGAGAGACGGCGAGUCCGCCCCGGCGCUGCGGGAGAGGGAGGGGGCGCGGGCACCGGGAGCCCCAGGGUCUCCCUCCGUCCGUCUGUCCGCGCCGCCGCCGCGGGUGCGCCCCUCUCGCUCCCUUCCCGGCGUGCGCCCGGCUCCGGCAACUCGCUUCCUGCGCGGCUGAAGGAGGGAGGAGAGCGCGCUUCGGCUGGGAGAGGAGAGAAGAAAGAGGGAGAAAAGAAAGAAAGAAAAGAGAGAGGGGGAAAAAAAGGGGGGGGGAAACUUGCCUCUCUUGUCACUGGAAAAUGACACUUGAUGUAGCAGAGCCUGCCGCAGCUCCCGUUCGUCCUAUUGUUUCUUAAACUGCCAUCUGAGAUUUUUUUUUUUUUUUUUUUGCCUGCUGCCAUCCGAGGGGUGUCUUCAUACAAAAGGGACUUCAAGUAUUCCUCCGGCUUGCGAGCGCUGCAACCAGCCCCCAGCACCCCGCCAGCCCCUCCAAGCACCCAAACAAACUGCACACGCAGCAAACAGCAGCAACAAAACCGGGCUCUGAUUGCCUCUGGAUUUUUUUUUUUUUAAUGUGCGUGCCUGUGUUUGCUUUCUCUGACUUGCUUUGAUUCCAGAGAUCAGCUGCAGAGAGAGAGAAAAAGAGAGAAAGAAAGAAAAACCCCAUAUAUAACAGUCUGCCUGGCGAUUUUAUCACUUUUUUUUUUUUUUUUUGAGUAAAGAAGGAAGAUUUGCGCCGUUGUUUCUGAUUCAUGUUUGGGAUUCAGGAAAGCAUCCAGCGGAGUGGGAGCAGCAUGAAGGAAGAGCCCCUCGGCGCGGGGAUGAACGCGGUGCGGACGUGGAUGCAGGGAGCCGGCGUCCUGGACGCCAGCACGGCCGCUCAGAGCGGAGUGGGUCUGGCCCGGGCUCACUUCGAGAAGCAGCCUCCUUCCAACCUGAGGAAGUCCAACUUUUUCCACUUCGUCCUGGCUCUGUACGACCGGCAGGGGCAGCCCGUGGAGAUCGAGCGCACCGCCUUCGUGGGCUUCGUGGAGAAGGAGAAGGAAGCCAACAGCGAAAAGACCAACAACGGGAUCCACUACCGCCUGCAGCUGCUCUACAGCAAUGGGAUCAGGACGGAGCAGGAUUUCUAUGUCCGACUCAUCGACUCCAUGACCAAGCAGGCGAUAGUAUAUGAAGGCCAAGACAAGAACCCAGAAAUGUGCCGAGUUCUGCUCACGCAUGAAAUAAUGUGCAGCCGCUGUUGUGACAAGAAAAGCUGUGGCAACAGAAAUGAGACUCCAUCAGAUCCGGUGAUAAUUGACAGGUUCUUCUUGAAAUUUUUCCUCAAAUGUAACCAAAAUUGCCUAAAAAAUGCAGGAAACCCUCGAGACAUGCGUCGAUUCCAGGUUGUGGUGUCUACAACAGUCAAUGUUGAUGGCCAUGUGUUGGCAGUGUCGGACAAUAUGUUUGUACACAACAAUUCCAAGCACGGGCGGAGAGCUCGAAGACUCGAUCCCUCGGAAGGUACGCCUUCUUAUCUGGAACAUGCAGCUACACCAUGUAUCAAAGCCAUCAGUCCAAGUGAAGGAUGGACUACAGGAGGUGCCACUGUCAUCAUCAUAGGAGACAAUUUCUUUGAUGGGUUACAGGUCAUAUUCGGCACCAUGCUGGUUUGGAGUGAGCUGAUUACUCCUCAUGCCAUCCGCGUACAGACGCCUCCCCGACAUAUCCCAGGGGUUGUAGAAGUCACAUUGUCCUACAAGUCUAAGCAGUUUUGCAAGGGAACGCCUGGAAGAUUCAUUUACACAGCUCUGAACGAACCCACCAUUGACUAUGGUUUCCAAAGGUUACAGAAGGUUAUCCCCCGCCACCCUGGUGACCCCGAACGCUUGCCAAAGGAAGUAAUACUUAAGAGGGCUGCUGAUUUAGUAGAAGCACUCUAUGGUAUGCCACAUAAUAACCAGGAAAUAAUCCUGAAAAGAGCAGCAGACAUCGCAGAAGCACUCUACAGUGUCCCCCGCAAUCACAACCAGCUCCCCGCCCUUGCUAACACGUCAGUCCAUGCAGGAAUGAUGGGAGUGAAUUCCUUUAGCGGUCAGCUAGCUGUCAAUGUUUCGGAAGCCUCACAAGCCACCAAUCAGGGUUUUACUCGCAACUCAAGCAGCGUGUCACCUCAUGGCUACGUGCCAAGCACCACCCCUCAGCAGACAAAUUAUAACUCUGUCACAACAAGCAUGAAUGGCUAUGGGAAUGCUGGAAUGUCAAAUUUAGGCGGUUCUCCAACCUUCCUGAACGGAUCUGCUGCCAAUUCUCCCUAUGCCAUUGUGCCAUCAAGUCCGACAAUGGCCUCCUCCACUAGCCUCCCCUCAAACUGUAGCAGUUCCUCUGGGAUUUUCUCCUUCUCACCAGCCAACAUGGUCUCAGCGGUGAAACAGAAGAGUGCUUUUGCGCCUGUCGUGAGACCGCAAACUUCUCCUCCUCCCACCUGCACCAGCACCAAUGGCAAUAGCCUGCAAGCUAUAUCUGGCAUGAUUGUUCCCCCCAUGUGAAAGAAUUGCCUUGAAGAAUUUUAUUAAUGAAGAGGUUGAAUUCUGCUUCAGAGAGAAUCUGAUACAAGUCCCAGAGUGGAACUUUUUACUCAGGCCUUUUUAAAAAUAAAAAAGAAAUAAAGAAGAAUCUUACAAUAACUGCGGAUUUUUAAACAAAACAAAAAUCACCGUCCUUGCAAAUACUGAAAUUAACAAUCUACAGUUGCAAGGUGUUGAUUCAAGUUGUCCAUCCCAAAUACCUGGGAGAUAUAUUUAUUGUAUGUUGGUUAAAAAAAUCCACUUUUUUUUUUUUUAUUUUGCGGGGGUGGGUCUUGCUUUUUUUUCCUUCUGUUUUUUUGUGUUUUUUUAAGGCUUGAUUUAAUUCAACACCAUUUGUCUUUUAUAAAUCAUACAAUUACACAAGGGACACUAGAGAUGGAACUCCACAUUUUUAAUUUAUGAUAUUUUUUUUUUUAAAGCUGUGUAAAGAAAAAUGAAGUGGUGUCAUUUACAUACAAGUCUGUAUGGGACAGAAUAGAAGUGCCAGUUAGUUUUUCGUAGAAGAAUUAUGGCCAUUUAAUUAAGGGUCGGCUCAUACAGGUUGCGUAUCCAGUGGCGACUAGCUAAUAUGAUGCAUUUUUAAUGUUCCAAUUAAAUAGAUAUCGCUCCCUAGAAAGCUGAUAUUUUUGGAUGACAAGGGCAGGAUGAGGGGUGGGAUUAGUAACCUGUCUUUAAUAUCAGGCGAAAUAACUGUGUAAAUAAUAACACAAGGGAAGUUGGUGAAAGCAAAGGUAAGGAUGCAAAUAACACGCGUCCUCUCGAACUGAAAAUCCAGUGCCUCCAGAUGUAAUCCUAAAACUGCAGAAUUAGAUGAGCAUGGCGCUCUCUCCAGCUUAUGUGUCAGACUCUUCCCAAAUGAGCGGCCUUCUUGAAGUUUAGCGUCACCUGAGCUGCGCAUAAAAUGCCAUUCGGAUCUUGCAUAGCCGUCUAACGGCACAGACCGCGGCCAUCGCGCGUGGGGUGUUUUUGGCGUAGCCCCUCUCCCCUUCAUCUACUUGUUUUUACGGGGCAGGAUGAGAACAGACUCGUCUGCGGUUCUGCGUCCUCACAACCUAAAAGUACACGUUUCCGUCCGCCUCCCGCUAGGAUCGUUCCUGUAUCAGCCGACCCUCGCAGUUUGUAUCAUAAUAUAUUAAGCAACAGGUAACUGCUUUUGAAUAGUAAAUGGAAACAUGAGUUUGGGGGGGUGGGCGGUGGGGCUGUUAGGAAGAUUUCAAAUCCAAACCAUAGCUUCUGUUUUACAAAAAUUUUGCUAUCAUUAUCUGGGAAGUGUUCUUAAAAACUAUUAGUCAAAGAGGCAGCAAAGCUCUGAAGAUGCAUUACCUGAUAUUUUUUCUUUGCUGUUGUGUUUUGUAUGUAGUUAUAAAUACUGUAGAUUUUUUGUGAUUUUUUGCCAAAGUUGUUGUUCUAUUUAUACAUUUUAAUGUCUUAAGACAGUUUUUCAAUAUCACAAAAAAAAGAAUUUUACUGCAUAUUUUGCAAAAAGAGCUCACUACCUUUAGCUUGCACAUACUUGCAAAAUUAAUUAAAGAAAAAAAAAGCUUUUUGUUUCUGUUUUUUUGUUUGUUUGUUUUAAAGGGGAUUUUGUAAAAUAUCCAUAUAAAUAAUGUAUUUAUCUUUGGAAUUUGUACAUUGCUUUUUAUCCCCUACAAGUUUAUUUUAUUGUGUAUGUUUGCUAUGUGAAAAGUGCUGAUUUGUUUCGUCAUUCACCGUUGUAUUAGCUGUUUAAAUGUGAUUUUAAAACAUUUCAUUUAUAGGGUUUUUUUUUAGUAUUGUUUAAAACCAUGCUUCCAUUUUUUUUAAUUUCCACCCAAAAGCCAUUGUCUAUUUUUGUAUUAUUUGUAAGUUAAGAAGUUUUUUCCAAUAUAUGGCAAAAAGUAGCAUAUUAUUCUUGUAGCAUUUAGUUAUGUAGAUUUUAAAAAAAAAUGUAUCCUUUGCUUUUGAGGCUUAACAAAAACUAAUGCUGUUUUACUCUAUUAAUAUGCAUGGGAUUUCUCCUCUUUGGAGUGACGCAUUUUUGUGCAUUAAAUAUGGGGAGAAACUUCAUAGAACUCAAUGAAAAUACUUUCUUUCUUAAGUCUGCUUGUAUAUUUCUCUGUCUUUCACAUAAAUAUAAACCAGCAGAUUGGAUGCCUUAACAAUGCAAAUCAUAUUCAUUUCACUUGUACAUUGUACUGUGCACCAGAACUGUCAAUCAUCACUAACAUUCUAAGAAAAAAAAAAAAAAAAGGAAUUGAAAAGCACAAAAGAACUGUUUUGUUACCUUAAAACAAUAUAACUUUUUUCUAGUCGAGCAAGAAAUCAUUUACAACGAUGCUGCAACUGUGCAUGCUUCCUGUAUGAAUUUUGCAAUGGUUUUCACUAGAAUGUCACAGUGUGAUCUUUGGGGGGAAGGGAAGAAAACAGGAUUUUUUUUUUUCAUGGUGAGAAAAUAAAAGAAGAGAAAACUGGAAAAUGUGAGAGACAUCAGUUUAUUGCUUCUCUGUAUUCCAAGCGAUUAUUCUAAUUCACAUAGUAAGCAACAGCACGACAAUGUAAUCAAAUUUAAAGCCAUAUUUUGUCCAGUGACACCAUCAGUUACUCUUGUAGAGCUCCACUCAAAGUCAUAGCGAUUUUGACACCAGUGUUAGCCAUCGAUGUUUGUAGUCUUCUACGCCAGUGUCCAAAGAUCCUUUGACAAUGUGCAUAAUUUUGUUUUGCUGCAGCUAUUUAUAGUGAUCUGAUGAAUGGGAAUUUAUAAAAAUCUCCCCCGCACCACCCUUAUCUUUUACAAAGUAAAAGAUGCAGCUGUUUACAGAAUAUGGCUUUAAGUGGAAACAUUCAGAUUUCAGUUUUAACAAGGUGAAGCUUCACAAUGACUGGAUUGCAUAAAGUAUGCCUAUUUCCUCACAGUUGUACUAGGAUGCAGCUAAAAUGAAGUCAUCUCUGAAACUACUAACCUUUCACCUUCUUAUCUAAAUCUUUUUGAAUAGACACACACACUGUACAGUUCUAUUGUUAGAGAAACUAACUACUGUAGAGAUUGUUAUAAUUUUUUUGCAGAAAUUCAAGCUGUAAAAACUUUUCAACUUUCACAAUAUUUAAUUAAAGUUACUUCCUGUCUGUGAA
Molecule: messenger RNA, 5719 nt
Organism: Grus americana (Whooping crane)
Lineage: Eukaryota; Metazoa; Chordata; Aves; Gruiformes; Gruidae
Gene: EBF1
Product: EBF transcription factor 1
Exons: 16
Coding region: 794-2572 (592 amino acids)
Biological process (GO): regulation of transcription by RNA polymerase II
Molecular function (GO): RNA polymerase II cis-regulatory region sequence-specific DNA binding; DNA-binding transcription factor activity, RNA polymerase II-specific
Source: RefSeq, a predicted model, not a curated record